AUGACGGAAGAAGAUACAAAAUCGAAGGAUUCAGACAAACAAUCUAUUGCAGAAGGACUGGACUUAGAACUUGACUUUAGGAAUGAUCCUAGAGUUCAAUGGUUUAAGGAACGCAUUCUUACAUACAUAGGCAUAAAUGAUGAGGAACUCUUCUACAAUCUACUAGACGAAGGAGAUGCAAAGCAAAAACUUGCGACUUUUAUAACGGCUCCUCUUAAGCCAAACGAAUUGUCCCUCGAUAAACGUACAUUUUACAUUUCUAAAAUAAUUGUCGAUAAGUUAAUUCAUGAGGACAAGGAAUUUACGGAAUGGCGAAUAAUUCCACCACCACCACCUCCGCCAUCAACAAAGAAAGGCAAGAAAGGUAAAAAAGGUAAAGCUGACGCUGUAGUAGAACCAGAAUCUGAAGAUGCAAUUGAAGAUGACAAGAAAGCAAAGAGUAUGAAGAGUAUGAAAAGUAUGAAGAGCAUGAAAAGUAUGAAGAGUAUUAAAAGUCUGAAAAGUAUGAGAAGUAUGAAAGAUGAAGAAGUACUCACAGCAGCAGCAGCUGUUACAGAAGUAUUUGAUUUAGAGGAAGGUGUGAGGACGUCCAUAGACUUGCGAUUGGAUGAAGAGGAACCUCCAUUGGUCGCAGAGGAUUUAUACUCAUUUCCAGCGCCUCCUGAAGAUCUGGAUCCCGAAGUUGAUGGGACUUUGGAAUUUUAUACAGUCAUUCGAUCAGUCCCACGUAUAAUCCAAUAUCCUAAGCUGGUACCAGUUUUCGGCGCGUUCACACCUCAAGUAACUAACAGGAAUCGACGAUACAUCUAUUUCAUCAGACAGACUCAGGAUGAAAUACCAUUGGCCGAAACACCUAAAAUGACUAAGCAAAAAAUGCCAGAGUAUAUUUUAGUGGGAUCAACUAGCGGAAAAGUUCUAAUGAGUUUAGGAUUGCAACUUAAAGAGACAUUUAUAUCACUGUUCGAGAAGCAGUUUCGUGAAAUAGUCUCUAUGGGGACGGAUCACCAGUCCACGACCGUUCUUUCUCGUCAGCUCUCGUACGCAGGACAACAUUAUCAAAUGGAGGAUAAUACUUCAGAGGUGAAUUAUCUUCGCCCGUCCGACUACCGCAGAAUGUCUAAUGUUGCUAGAGGAGAAAAUGCCGAGAGACGGAUUAAAAAUAUGCAUUCCGAAUCAUCUACGGUUCCUCGAAAGUUAAUACCAGCGAUACCUACAUCUUCAAUAAUUACACGGGAUAUCUCUGAUAUGGAUGCUCCGAUUUCAGAAACAAAGGAUGACUUUGAAAAGAAACCCACCGCAUCGGAAGUCAUAACUGAUAUUAAAAAUCUCGUGGGAAUUGUGGAAUGGACAAUUGAGCACAUUGAAGGUGACAUACAGCUGCCAAUGCCAAACAUACCAGCUCUAACGGAAGAGCGUUCACCUGGACAUAUUGAGUUCAAUGAUCCUGAAUUGACUACUCAGCUAGAAGAGGCUGUCAUGAUGUGGCAAUCUCACAUCGAUUCUACGAUAUCAGCAUGUUUGGGGAAGACACGAGAAGGCGAGGGUCCAGUGGCAGAGUACAAAUACUGGCGUGAGAGAGAUGCUGAGAUAUCACUUCUCGUGGAACAGCUGAAACAACCGAUGGUUGUCAAAAUAUUGUCACUUUUGAAGAAAGCAUCUCCUUCUUAUUUGGAGGGUUUCCAGAACUAUAAAGAGAAACUAAUGGAACAAUAUAAUCUUGCUGGAGAUAAUCUCAAGUUUUUGUCAACACUAAUGCGUUUUUUCACCGUGAUAGAAGACGAUUCUUCACUCCAACAAGUAAUCGACAUGUUACCGGAACUUGUUGAAAGUAUCUACAUGAUUAAGCAAAAUGAUGAGAUUCUAUCGCUCGCCCGAGCUGGUCAAAAGAUAAUGGAAAUGUGGCAUACUCUGUAUAAGGAAACUAGACGUAACAUUGAAUUGAGCGGUAAGGGAGCGCGCUGGGAAUUCGACCAACCGUUGCUGUUCACUCGCACCGACUACAUCGGUACCGUUGCUAGAGAUCUAGGAGACGUUGUGCAGGUACUAAUCGAUUUUGAGCGUAUAUUUGGUAAUGAAUUAAAAUCGAUAAUAAGCGAUCCAACUCAAAUUGACGAUGUACGGAAGAGGGUCAAGAAGCUUAUAUACCCAAUACGUACUAUCGACUUCAGUGUGUUCGUGUUUGACAAUAAAGAGAACUGGGAUGUCAUCAUGGGUGACUUCUGGAACGAAGUUAGAUAUUUGGAAGAAGAAGCUAAAAAUUAUAUAAAUCAAAGCUUUGGUAAUUUACGAUCCUCAGAAGAAGCUCUAGAUGUGCUUCUUAAAUUCCUAGAGUUCGACACAAGGGAGGCUAUUAGACGUCAACUCGCUACGAAAUUCGACCUCGUCAUGCGACAGUUCAUUAAAGAGAUAACAGCUAUAGAAGAUAAAUUCACCCGUUUUCGUAAAAAUCCACCUUUACUUCGAAAUCACCCGCCGGUCGCCGGCGCCAUCUACUGGGCAAGGGCUCUCUUCAAUAAGAUGAAACAACCCAUUAUGAAGUUCAAGAAAGUACCAGAACUUAACGAUUGCGAGCAAAAGAAAACCGCCUUCUUACAAUACAAAGCGUUCUCCAAACUUAUAAAGGAAUAUGAGGAAGCUAAAUAUAGGGAUUGGGUUAAGGAUGCUUCAGACUUCGUCGAUAAUACGAUGAAGAAGAAUAUACUACACGUCGUGUUCAAGAAGGAAGAAGAUCCAAUGACAUCAAAGGGUCGAGGGAUGCAACUGACUGCAGCGGGAAGAGCCCAUGUGGCCAAAAAGAAAGCGUCUAACAUGUCCAUUAAGCCCAUUGAUAUAGUAAACAAGGAGAUCGCUGACAAACGCAGGAGAGACAAAGCUUUAAUGUUGAUGCGGAUUCCUGGACAACACUAUGAGAAUGUGAGAUCACCGAGCUCCGUGUCACUUCUAGCGAAAGAAGGAUUGACCGAUGUUACUUGGAGAGAUAUGACAGUUCACAAGCUGAUGCAAGAGUAUGACCUAGAGUUUCAGCCUAAUUUCGACAGGCACAUCUUCCUAAUCAUACAUGAGGCGGAGCUUAUGGAGAAAUUAGGGUUCGACGUACCGCUCAAUAUUCGCGAUGUGUCUAUGCAAAAGGCUCGACUUUACUACGAACUGGAAGCGUUAGAGAACGUGAUACUGAAAUACAAUGCUAGCACAGCAUCCCUCAGUAUAUCAGAAACGCACCUUAUGAAGAAGCAUCUUCUAGACAUGGAGAGACAUAUCCUACCGGGAUUGACCAGGAUCACUUGGACGGCUUUGGGGAUAAAUGAUUAUAUAAAGGAUAUUACGAAGGGCGAGAACUCACUGAAAGCUAUAUAUCAACAAUUAAAGAUGGUGGAAAAAGAAAUUCAGUUUCUGCUCGAUCAGAUAGAAAUGUUUGAUUUAUUCCCUUGUGUGCGGCCAAAGAACUACGUCGACCCAAAUACAGGGGAACCAGAUGAUACAUGGAUAUAUCCUUGCAAGACUUACUUCGUGGAGGUGGAAAAUGACCGACUCGAGCGUACUGCGAACUUAUCCCGACUCUAUGACCGCAUCGGUCCCAAUCUUAUGAAACUUGAAUACCUGAUUCUUGGAACCAGCACUGGACGCUCCGAAGUCAUGUCAUCAUACUACACCUUCUGGGAAAAGAAAAUUUUCAAAAGCCUUGUUACGCUAACUCUGGAGAAUCUCCAACAGUUCCAGAGCACUUUAAGUGGCAACACGCCGCUGUUCCAGGUGGACGCGGUGCUCGCGGCACCUGAUAUCGCCGCGCGCCCUGCACCCUCCGAGCUCUGCAACAUACUCGGAUAUAACAUCAAACACUUCUUGAAUAGAUUGACUACUUUCCCUCGUUGGAUGAAAAAAACUUGCAUCCCAUGCCCUCCUCAGAGGAUUGUCGAGGCGACAGGCAAUGAGUUCUACGUCUUCUCCUAUUUCGAGGAUAUACUACGAGUGGUUGCCAUUAAUGAUGUCACGCUUCUCAUACAAGAUACUGUGUAUCGCCUUACGCAGGAUAUUAACACUUAUAUACAAAAAUGGCACAAGUAUCAACAUUUAUGGGCUUUCGAUAAGCAUCUUUCUUGUGAAAAAUAUGUUCAAAAAUAUGAACAGAUCCAUAAAUAUGAUGAAAAAUUUUUCUUCUUCGAAGAUAUUAUAGCAGACUUAAAUGCUCAUAUAAAAUAUGUGGAUAUCGGGGCUAUAAGAGUUAAUUUACGGCCGAUAAUACACCAAGUGCAGGGACACGCACAAGAAUGGAAAGAUAUCCUUGGUCAAUGUAUUGCAUCAAAAACAAAAAUGAAUAUGUAUGAUUUGAAAAAUCAAAUCGAGUCUCUUCGAAUGACGAUGAACAUGAACAUUAAAGGACUCGAAGACUUCAAGCUGGUGAUGGCAACCAUUACACAAGUGCAACAAUUUACGAUUACAGCUGAAGUGAAAUUUAGAAAUAUGCAGGAAAUUUUUCACAUAUUACGACAACACGGCAUUGAUGUAUCCGAUGGUGACAUUGAUUUCGCCAAAAAUCUUGAAUCGUCUUGGGGUAGUCUUUACCAAACUUCAUUGUUUCGGGGCAAUACCCUCGAACAGACAAAAGAUAAGUUCUCCAAACUGAAUGUGGUUGAGAUUGCCAAUUUCCUAAGAGAGUUAGACGACUUCGUUGAAAAGUUUGAUAUUGAAGGACCAGGUACAGUCGGAGAUGAUAUGGAUAGAGGACUUUUGCUUAUGGAGGAAUAUACAAAACUUUUCGAUGAACUGGAGUCACGGAAAAGAAUUCUUCAAGCGGCGGAACAGCUUUUUGACAAUCCUCUCGCAGACUUCUCAAGUUUUAAUCGAGCAAAAACUGACUUCCAAGCUAUGGAACAGAUAUAUAAAAUAUACAAAGCACAAAAAAAUGCCCGUGAGUUAUGGGCCAAGACACUUUGGGUUAAUUUGAAUCCUCAAGCUUUAGUCGAUGGCAUUGAACAAUUUUUCAAAGAGUACAGGAAACUACCGAAAGCGGUUCGCCUCACAAGUACUGGUCUAAUGUUAGAUUUAAAAAUGAAACAAUUUAAAAAUGUCGUUCCUCUGAUGGUUUCUUUAAAAAAUGAGGCGAUGCGAGAACGACAUUGGAAAGAAUUGAUGGCCAAAACUGGCCAAGAGUUUGACAUGUCCCCCGAACGUUUUACUUUAGAGAAUAUGUUUGCCAUGGAAUUACAUAAGUAUCAAGAUGUGGCUGAAGAAAUCGUGAACCAUGCUAUAAAGGAACUGUCGAUUGAACGAGGCGUUCGAGACGUGCAAGAAACAUGGGCAAACAUUGCGUUUACGGUGGCGCGACAUUUCAACCGCGGCGAGGACCGCGGAUAUACGCUCAACCCCUGCGACGAGAUAGUUGUCAAGUUAGACGACGAUGCCAUGUCAUUACAGAGCAUGGCCGCAUCGCAAUUCAUAGGUCCAUUCUUAACGGUAGUCCAAACCUGGGAGCGUCGUUUGGGUCUGAUAUCGGAGGUGAUUGAGGAAUGGUUUGCAACGCAACGCAAAUGGCUAUACCUCGAAGGCAUAUUUGUGGGUGGAGACAUUCGCACGCAGCUGCCAGAGGAGGCGAAGAAAUUCGAUGAUAUUGAUAAGAGUUUUAGAAAGAUAAUGCUGGAUACCGCAAAGCGAUUAAAUGUCGUCGAUUGUUGUACCAUUAGUGGUAGAUUAGAAGAAUUUAUAGGCUUAGGCUUAGGUUUACAAAAGUGCCAGAAGUCUCUCAAUGAUUACUUGGAUUCUAAGAGGCGAAUUUUUCCGAGGUUUUUCUUUAUAUCGACUGACGAAUUAUUAUCUAUUUUGGGAAGUAGCGAAUGCAGUUGUGUACAGGAGCAUAUGAUCAAGAUGUUCGACAAUAUACGAGCAUUAGAUUUGUACGUUGAUCACACUAAUCGCCCUGUAGCUGCUAAAAUGAUUUCCGCAGAGGGAGAGAUUAUGGAUUUUCGUUGCGUUGUAUACACAGAGGGGAGAGUAGAGGACUGGAUGAAUUUGGUUUUGAUUGAAAUGCGCAAUACUAAUAAGUUCAUAAGCAAAAAGGCAAUAUUCUAUUAUGGGAAGAAUUGGAGAGUACCUAGGACAGAUUGGAUUAUGGAGUAUCAGGGCAUGGUUUGUCUCGCUGCUAACGGUGUUUGGUGGACCGCUGAGACUGAGGAAACUUUCUUACGUAUCAGGAACGGAAACAAAAGAGCAAUGAAGGAACAUUUGCAACAUCAAAACGAACAAUUGGAUGGUCUGGUUGUUAAAGUUAGACAAGAUUUAUCUUCCAAUGAUCGUCUAAAAUUCCGUACGAUAACAACAAUUGACGUGCACGCCCGCGAUAUUAUCGAAGGCUUUGUGCGGGACAACGUUACUGAAGCCGCCGAGUUUGAAUGGGAAAGCCAACUUAGAUUUUAUUGGAUGAAGAAAGAUGAUAAUCUCUGGAUAAAACAAUGCACAGGAUUAUUUGAAUAUGGUUACGAGUAUAUGGGACUUAAUGGUCGACUUGUUAUUACGCCUUUAACAGACCGAAUUUAUCUCACUAUCACUCAAGCUCUUACAAUGCAACUUGGAGGUGCACCUGCAGGUCCUGCUGGUACAGGAAAAACGGAAACCACAAAAGAUUUAGCAAAAGCUCUCGGUCUAUUAUGCGUUGUGACAAAUUGUGGAGAAGGCAUGGACUUCAGAGCUGUUGGUCAAAUAUUAGCAGGGCUGUGCCAAUGUGGUGCAUGGGGCUGUUUUGACGAGUUUAAUCGCAUUGACAUCUCUGUCUUAUCCGUAAUAUCAACUCAACUUCAAUGCAUUAGAAGUGCCUUACUAAUGAAGCUUAAGCGAUUUACUUUUGAAGGUCAAGAAAUCUCCAUGGAUAGUAAAGUAGGGAUUUUUAUAACAAUGAACCCAGGCUACGCUGGUCGUACUGAACUGCCCGAAUCAGUCAAGGCACUUUUCCGUCCGGUCGUCUGCAUUUUACCAGAUUUGGAAAUGAUUUGUCAAAUUUCUCUUUUUUCUGAUGGCUUUCUUACUGCUAAGGUAUUAGCUAAAAAAAUGACAGUUCUAUACAAAGUAGCUCGGGAGCAGUUGUCUAAGCAAUCCCAUUAUGAUUGGGGAUUGAGAGCUUUAACAGCUGUGCUACGAAUGGCGGGGAAACUUAGAAGAGACUCACCUGGGCUUAGUGAAAUAAUGGUGUUGAUGAGAGCUCUCAGAGAUAUGAAUCAUCCAAAGUUCGUGUUUGAAGAUGUGCCACUGUUCCUUGGUCUUAUUAAAGAUCUUUUUCCUGGACUUGAGUGCCCUCGAGUCGGUUAUCCAGACUUCAACGUUGCAGUCGUGGAAGUACUUGAAAGCGAUGGAUAUAUUGUCCUUCCACAUCAGGUAGACAAAGUAGUCCAAAUGUAUGAGACAAUGAUGACGAGGCACUGCACGAUGUUGGUAGGACCGACCGGGGGAGGCAAGACUGUCAUUCUCCAGACACUGGUGAAGGCACAGAACAAUCUUGGACUACCCACCAAGCUCACUAUAGUUAACCCUAAAGCUUGUUCGGUAAUAGAAUUGUAUGGAAUUCUUGAUCCCGUUACCAGAGAUUGGACUGAUGGACUUUAUUCUAAAAUAUUCCGUGAAAUGAACAGACCUGCAGACAAAAACGAACGUCGGUAUUCUCUAUUCGACGGUGAUGUUGACGCUUUAUGGAUUGAAAAUAUGAACUCCGUAAUGGAUGAUAAUAGGCUUUUAACACUCGCUAACGGAGAACGAAUCAGACUCGCUCCAUAUUGUGCGCUGUUGUUCGAAGUUGGAGAUCUCAAUUAUGCAUCACCCGCAACAGUUUCAAGAGCUGGAAUGGUGUUUGUGGAUCCAAAAAAUCUUGGAUACCAACCUUACUGGGAGAGGUGGCUACGAAGCCGGAAUGACGAAGAGGAGCGCGAGCAGCUCGCAGGUCUCUUCGAACACUACGUGGCGGGCGCCAUCAACUACAUCGUGUUCGGUCUAUUCGGGCUGCAGCAGCAGACACCACUUAAAACCAUCGUUCCGCAAACACCACUCAAUUUGGUGAUGCAACUCUGCUACAUGAUAAGCGGUCUUCUGCCAAACAGAGAAGAUACUAACGAAGAACUCGAUAGAACAGUCGUUGAGUGUGUAUUUAUGGUGUCCAUGUAUAAUAGUCUCGGAGCAGCGAUAGUUGAUGAUGGGAGAUUCGACUUUGAUAAUUACGUGAAGAAAGCUUGUCCGAUGAUGUUGGUUGAAGACACUCUUGAAAAGAAAGCUACUACCAAACACUUUCCCAUGGCAUUCCCAUCGCUCUACGACUACUGCCUCGAACUAUCGACCAAGACGUGGGAGGCGUGGGAGUGGCUCGUGCCGGAAUACAUCCACGACAGGGAGCUGAAGUUCUCCUCAAUCCUCGUACCCACCGUCGAUACACUGAGAUUGACUUGGCUCAUCAAAAUUAUGGAGAGUGUUGAAAGGCCAGUUUUGCUCGUUGGUGAUACCGGUACUUCAAAAACAGCAAUUAUAUGCAACUACUUACGAGGGUUGCCAGCUGAUAAAUAUUUAAUUCAGCAGAUGAACUUCUCGUCUCGCACGUCGUCUAUGGACGUGCAACGGAAUUUGGAGUCGGUGGUUGAGAAGCGUACCAAGGACACCUUCGGACCCCCCGUCGGCAAGAAGAUGCUGGUGUUCAUCGAUGAUAUGAAUAUGCCCAUUGUGGACACAUACGGAACUCAACAGCCCAUAGCCCUUUUGAAGUUGCUCUUCGAAAGGAAAGGCUUCUACGACCGAGGCAAAGAUCUCAACUGGAAAAAUCUUAAGGAUAUAGGAUUCCUCGCUGCAAUGGGAAAAGCGGGCGGGGGUAGAAACGAUGUGGAUCCGCGUUUCAUUUCUAUGUUCUCAGUAUACAAUCUGCAGUUCCCGUCAGAGGCGACGUUAAGCCACAUUUAUGUCUCAAUCUUGAGAGGACAUUUUUCUAUUUUCCCGGAAGAAAUACAGGAUAUCGUGGACAAAAUAGUUCAAAUGACCCUUGACUUAUACAAGAUAAUAAUAGUGGACCUGCCACCCACGCCUGCGAAGUUCCAUUACAUCUUCAACUUGCGUGACCUGUCCCGCGUGGCUGCUGGUCUGUGCCUCACGCAUCCGAACUUCUUCAGCGAGAAGCGCAGUGUUGUUAGGUGCUGGAGAAACGAAUUCACUCGCGUCAUUUGUGAUAGGCUUAUUAAUUUACAGGAUAACGAGUUAAUGCGUGGACACAUUCAAGAGCAUGUUGCAAAAUAUUUCCCGGAAGAAGAACCAGUCGUUCUAGAAGAGAUUGUCGUACCCGAGGACGAUGAGAAACCUGCUGAAGAAGAGGAGGAUGAAUUUGCGAUAUCUGAUGCGAAACCACGUUCACAAAUUGCUGAUGAGCAGGAUGAACAAGUUGAAGAGGAACAAGUGGAGAUUGAAAAGGAAUUAACCUUGGAAGAAUAUGUGCUUCGGGAUCCCCUUCUAUUUGGUGACUAUCGCAAUGCACUCGAUGAAGAAGAAGUUAGAUAUUACGAAGAUCUAUUAGAUUAUGAAGCAGUUUAUUUCCUAUUUCAAGAGAUUCUCGACGAGUACAAUGAGCGAGUAGGCAAGAUGUCGGUGGUGCUGUUCGAGGACUGCCUAGAGCACCUGACGCGCGCACACCGGGUGCUGCGCACAGAUCGCGGAAACGCUAUGAUCAUCGGCGUCGGGGGUUCCGGGAAGAAGUCCAUCUGCCGUCUCGCCGCAUUCGCUGCCGGAUGUGAAAUGUUCGAGAUCACAGUGACGCGCAACUACAACGAGAACACGUUUAAGGAUGACAUGAAAAGGCUUUACAAUCAACUCGGAGUCGACGGCAAACCCACCGUCUUUUUGUUCACCGCGGCGCAAAUUCUUGAAGAGGGAUUCCUGGAGUUUAUCAAUAAUAUUUUGAUGAUCGGUAUGAUCCCCGCUCUGUUUGGUGAUGAUGAAAAGGAUGCUAUCAUAAAUGCUGUUCGAAACGAGAGUUCAGAAGCUGGCUACGGUGUAGCUAAGGACGCUGUCUGGAACUAUUUCUGUAACAAAUGUGCUGACAAUUUGCAUGUCGUCCUCUCUAUGUCCCCGAGUGGUGACUUAUUGAGAAACAGGUGUCGAAGUUUCCCUGGCCUCGUGAACAACACAACGAUCGACUGGCAGUUUCCGUGGCCGAAGCAGGCUUUACUCGCCGUAGCUAACGUCUUCCUUGCUGAUGUUCAAAAAAUUCCGGAAGAAUUCCGAUCAAUCAUCGUGGAGCAUGUUGUACACGUGCACAUGUCAGUGGCGCACUACUCAGCCGAGUUCCUGUUACGAUUGCGACGGAACAACUACGUCACACCUAAACACUACAUGGACUUCCUAACUAACUACCUAGCACUACUCAAUGAAAAGGACGCCUUUAUAGUGGCACAGUGUGAGCGGCUGAUUGGUGGUUUGGCUAAAAUCGAAGAAGCAAAUGUUCAAUUAGAAGACUUGAAUGCUAAGCUGGCAGUUCAGAAAGUGAUAGUUGCAGAACAAACAAAAGAAUGUGAAAUAUUACUAAAAGAGAUAUCAACAGCUACCGAGGCAGCCGUUGCUAAGCAAACCGUUGCUGCUAUAAAAAGCCAGGAGAUCACAGAACAGAGCAAAGUGAUAGCAGAAGAGAAAUCAGAAGCAGAAGAAGCUCUGUCGGCGGCACUUCCAGCGCUGGAAGCCGCGAGAUUAGCGCUUGCUGACUUAGAUAAAAACGAUAUUACUGAAAUUCGAUCCUUUGCUACACCCCCAGAGGCAGUCCAAGUCGUCUGUGAAUGCGUCGUAAUAAUCCGAGGUAUAAAAGAUGUAAGCUGGAAAGGCGCUAAAGGAAUGAUGGCUGACCCCAACUUCUUACGAAAUCUUCAAGAAAUGAACUGUGAUCUCAUUACGCAAGCUCAAGUGAAGGCGGUGAAGGCGCACAUGAAAAAGAGCAAAAAACUUGAUACAAUGCAGCAGAUUAGUAAAGCAGGAUACGGUCUCUUAAAAUUUGUAAUAGCAGUAUUAGGCUACUGUGCAGUAUACAAGGAAGUAAAACCAAAAAAGGAUAAAGUAGAAUCAUUAGAAAGAGAAUAUACGGAGGCUUGCAACUAUUUAGCAUCUCUGAACCGAGAGAUUGAUCGUCUUCAGCAAACUUUGGACGGGCUGAACAACAGAUACGAAACUGCUAUGUUAAGAAGGCAGGAGUUGCAAGAGGAAACAGAUAUUAUGAUGCGAAGAUUAAUAGCUGCGGACAAGCUCAUGUCUGGUCUGUCGAGUGAACAGAAGCGAUGGACGGAAGAUUUGGCUGCUUUAUACGUGGAACAAUCUAGACUUAUUGGCAAUUGUCUGUUGGCGGCCUCUUUCCUUUCCUACGCCGGGCCGUUCUCCUUCUCUUUUAGACAGACAAUGUUGUAUGAGGACUGGAUGGGAGAUGUCCUCGAAAAGGGUAUUCCGCUUACUACCCCUUUUACGGUUGAAAAAAAUUUGACGAAUGAAGUUGAAAUUAGUGGGUGGAAUUCCGAAGGCUUGCCGCCAGAUGAGUUAUCCGUACAAAAUGGAAUUCUAACAACGAGGGCUUCUCGAUUCCCUCUAUGUAUCGACCCUCAAACUCAAGCGCUUACCUGGAUCAAGAGAAAGGAAACUAAGAAUAAUCUUAAAGUGCUGUCUUUUAACGAUCCACAAUUUCUCCGUCACUUGGAAAUGGCUAUAAAGUAUGGAAUGCCGGUUUUGUUCCAAGACGUUAACGAGUACAUUGAUCCGGUCGUGGAUAAUGUCUUGGAAAAAAAUAUCAAAAUCGAAAGCGGUCGCACGUUCGUGAUGCUGGGCAGCACGGAAGUUGAUUAUGACCCCAACUUCCGCAUGUACCUCACCACCAAACUCGCCAAUCCACAGUUUAACCCGGCAGCCUACGCGAAGGCCGUCGUCAUUAAUUACACUGUCACUGUGCAGGGCUUAGAAGACCAACUACUCAGUGUUGUGGUUCGCGCUGAACGAGCUGAUCUCGAGGAGCAGCGCGAGAGCCUCAUCAUCGAGACGAGCGCCAACAGGAGUUUGCUCUCAGGGCUCGAGGACUCACUGCUUAGGGAGCUGGCCACCUCCACCGGCAACAUGCUGGAUAACGUGGAGCUCGUGAAUACGUUAGAGAACACAAAGUCCAAGGCUGCUGAAGUAAUGGAAAAACUUCAAUUAGCUGAAGCUACAACGAAAGAUAUUGAAAAAUUGCGAGACGGCUAUAGACCGGUCGCUAAGCGCGGCUCUAUACUCUUCUUCGUGUUGUCGGACAUGGCGAGCGUCAACAGCAUGUAUCAAUACUCCUUGUCUUCGUACCUCGACGUCUUUUCCUUUUCAUUGCGUAAAGCGAUGCCGAAUGUGAUAUUGGCGAAACGAUUGAAGAACAUUAUCGAUAUGUUGACUAAAAAUGUAUACGAUUAUGGAUGUACAGGCAUAUUCGAAAGACACAAGUUACUGUUCUCCUUCCAAAUGGAUAUAAAAUUAGAACAGAGCGAGGGCAACGUCAGUCAAAUUCAAUUGGACUUCUUUAUUAAGGGUAAUAUUUCCUUGGAAAAAGCCUCCAGAGCUUGUCCUGCAACUUGGAUACCGUCACAGGGGUGGCAAGAUAUUAUGAAACUUAGUGCAGACUUCUCGGAAUCAUUCGGUGAAUUACCCGACCAUAUAACUAGGGGCCUUGAGAAAUGGCAAACGUGGUUUGAUAGCGACACGCCGGAGUCGUCGGAGAUGCCGGACGGAUAUCGUGAGAAGCUGAAUCCCUUCGAGAUGCUAAUGGUUCUGCGCUGCUUCCGCGUGGACCGCAUCUACCGCGCACUCACCGACUACAUCACCAUCACCAUGGGCGAAGACUACAUCACGCCACCGGUUAUCAGUCUCGACAUGAUCUACGAGCAAACGACGCCGUACACGCCGGUGGUGUUCAUCCUCAGCCCCGGCUCUGACCCGACGGCUGACCUCAUGAAGCUCGCCGACCGCUGCGGUUUUGGUGGCGGCAAGUUCAAGUACCUUUCGCUCGGACAGGGACAGGAAGGGGCCGCCCUUUCUUUACUAGAAGGAGCGAUUUCUCAUGGCCAAUGGUUGAUCUUGCAAAACUGUCAUCUACUGGUAUCGUUUUUGAGGGAACUGGAGAAACAACUAGAAAUGAUGGAGAAGCCUCAUCCCGAAUAUCGACUCUGGCUGACUACCGAUCCUACGCCUACCUUCCCCAUCGGUAUACUGCAAAGAUCACUCAAAGUUGUAACUGAACCACCGAACGGUCUGAAGCUAAAUUUGCGCAACACAUACUUCAAGAUGCGCGCUCACGCACUGGAGGAGUGCGACCAUCCUCAGUUCAGGAAAUUAGUUUACGUUCUGGCGUUUUUCCAUGCUGUCGUUCAGGAGCGCCGUAAAUACGACAAGAUAGGUUGGAACAUAGCGUACGACUUCAGCGAAUCGGAUUUCGUGGUCUGUAUGCAGAUCCUGCAAUGCUACCUCGAACGCUGUCAUGCAGCCCACGGACCCGUGCCAUGGGCCACGCUCAAGUACCUGUUUGGAGAAGUAAUGUACGGUGGUCGUGUAAUAGAUGAUUUUGACAGAAGAGUUGUAAAAACCUACAUGGACGAGUACCUCGGCGACUUUUUGUUUGACAAGUUCCAGCCUUUUCACUUCUACCACGAUGCUAACUUCGACUACGUGAUACCGCCGGACGGUGAACGAGAAGAAUACAUUGAUUUUAUCGAUGUACUGCCGCUCGCAAACACUCCUGAAGUGUUCGGUUUGCAUCCGAAUGCUGAGAUUGGUUACUUCAGCCAGGCUGUGCGCGAAAUGUGGGCACAUCUAAUCGAGCUGCAGCCGCAGACCAGUGAAGGUGGUGGCUUGAUGAGUCGAGAAGAGUUCAUCGACUCUAUCGCGGUGGACAUCCUCUCCAAGCUGCCGCCGCUCUACGAAAUCUGGCGCGUGCGCAAGCAAUUUGAGAUGAACAUCACUCCCACGGUUGUGGUGCUGCUACAGGAACUCGAAAGAUUUAAUCGGCUUAUAAGCAAGCUACUAAGCACGCUAAGUCAACUUCGCAAGGCGCUGGCUGGCGAGAUUGGCAUGGACGCAGUGCUCGAUAACGUCUCGAACAGCUUGUUUAACGGGCAGCUGCCGUUCGUGUGGCGGGCGCUUGCACCCGACACUAGGAAAGGGCUCGGCGGAUGGAUAGACCACUUCAUGGCGCGCACCAAACAGUACUCCGACUGGGCGACAAUGGAGGAGCCGGUGGUUAUCUGGCUAUCCGGGCUACAUAUCCCCGAAUCGUACCUGAUCGCGCACAUCCAGGCAGCGUGUCGCGCUAGCGCACGCGCUCUCGACCGCGCCUCGCAGUACACGCGCGUUACCGUGCACACCACGCCCGACGACAUCGAGGAACGCCCACAAACUGGCUGCUAUGUUCGUGGGUUAUACUUGGAGGGUGCUCGUUGGGACUUGGAAGACGGUUGCUUGAGAAGAUCACAUCCCAAAGUGCUGAUCACUGAGUUGCCCAUCAUGUACAUCAUACCUAUUGAGGCUCACAAGCUUAAACUACAGAACACAUUACGAACUCCAGUCUACACGACGUCGUCACGCCGUGACGCCAUGGGAGUGGGUCUUGUAUUCGAAUCUGAUCUCUGGACCACGGAGCACUGCAGCCACUGGAUCUUACAAGGAGUCUGCCUAGUUAUGAACACUGAUUGAAAAAUCUACAGCAAUCAUAUCGAGAUACCAAAAUUAUACCUAUAACCUCUUUGUGUAGUAUCAAAAAUCAAAUGACUACUUGAUUAAAAGUAAUUGCAUGAUUUGUGAAAUGACAUUAUGAGAGAAACCGUGGAUCCUUUGGUCUAUAACUAAGGUCAAUCGUGUGGAUAUUCAUUGAAACCCCACCUACUCUAUGCUUUUAUCUUUAUAAUUGUAUACAUACAAUACCAAUUAUAUACCCAUAUUAAAGUAUUUCUUUAAAUGGUUCUGGUAUUCAAAGUUAUUUGGUUCUGGUUGAUUGGGAAACGAAGUGAAUUUAGCAACAACAACCAAUUAAUCUUAUAUUAUAAUGUGUGUUACUUUAAUUCGUAACUUUGAACAGAUACAUGCUUUCUAAACAUGUGAAAUUAAAUAUUGGUUUGUAACAAA
This is a messenger RNA of Nymphalis io (European peacock), 15111 nucleotides long. RefSeq names its product dynein axonemal heavy chain 10 (gene Dhc98D). The coding region runs from base 1 to 14682 and encodes 4893 amino acids. Gene Ontology annotation, biological process: microtubule-based movement. Gene Ontology annotation, molecular function: ATP binding; ATP hydrolysis activity; dynein light intermediate chain binding. Gene Ontology annotation, cellular component: dynein complex. Lineage: Eukaryota; Metazoa; Arthropoda; Insecta; Lepidoptera; Nymphalidae. The transcript is spliced from 90 exons. The record is from RefSeq and is a predicted model, not a curated record.